Molecule: messenger RNA, 1222 nt
Organism: Cinclus cinclus
Lineage: Eukaryota; Metazoa; Chordata; Aves; Passeriformes; Cinclidae
Gene: ELK3
Product: ETS transcription factor ELK3
Exons: 4
Coding region: 1-1221 (406 amino acids)
Biological process (GO): cell differentiation; regulation of transcription by RNA polymerase II
Cellular component (GO): nucleus
Molecular function (GO): sequence-specific DNA binding; DNA-binding transcription factor activity, RNA polymerase II-specific
Source: RefSeq, a predicted model, not a curated record
AUGGAGAGUGCAAUCACACUGUGGCAGUUCCUUUUGCAGUUGCUGCUAGACCAGAAACACGAACACCUCAUUUGCUGGACGUCUAAUGAUGGCGAAUUCAAGCUGCUCAAGGCAGAAGAAGUGGCUAAGCUGUGGGGACUCAGAAAAAACAAAACUAAUAUGAAUUAUGACAAGCUGAGCCGGGCGCUCAGAUACUAUUAUGACAAGAACAUCAUCAAGAAAGUGAUCGGACAAAAAUUUGUAUACAAGUUUGUCUCCUUUCCUGAGAUUUUAAAAAUGGAUCCACAUGCUGUGGAAAUCAGCAGAGAGAGCCUUUUGCUGCAGGACAGCGACUGUAAGAUGCCUUCGGAGAGCAGGGACCAGCACAAGCACAGCUUGUCAGCACUGAAAAGCACAAGCCGUAAUGAAUAUAUCCACUCUGGCCUGUACUCCUCUUUCACUAUCAACUCUCUGCAGAACCAGCCAGACCCUUACAAGACAAUCAAAACAGAAAAACUGGAGAAAUCAGAAGGAAACACACCAGUUGAAGAAGUCCGGACUGUUAUCAGAUUUGUGACAAACAAAACAGACAAACAAGUUACGAGGCCCAUGGUGUCGUUGCCUUCUACUUCUGAAACAGCAGCUGCCUCUGCUUUCCUCAACUCUUCAGUAUCAGCUAAAAUAUCUUCCUUAAUGCUACCCAACAGUGCCAGCAUUUCAUCUCCAUCAUCAUCGUCCUCCAGGUCACCCUCUGUGUCUCCCACCUCACCCCUCCCUACAGAACACAGGAGCUUCUUCCUUGACUCCAGUUGCCACGACUCAGAUUCCCUUGAGCCUCUGAACCUCUCCUCAGGCUCCAAGGCCAAAUCCCCAUCUCUUCCCCCAAAGGCUAAAAAACCCAAAGGCUUGGAAAUCUCUGCCCCACCUAUGAUUCUCUCCAGCACCGACAUCGGUUCCAUCGCCCUCAACAGCCCCGCACUUCCUUCGGGAUCCCUGACUCCAGCUUUCUUCACUGCACAGACCCCCAGUGGAUUAUUGCUGACCCCCAGCCCGCUGCUGUCCAGCAUUCACUUCUGGAGCAGCCUCAGUCCUGUUGCUCCUCUGAGUCCUGCCAGGCUGCAAGGACCGAACACUCUGUUCCAGUUUCCGACUCUGCUAAAUGGUCACAUACCAGUGCCACUCCCCAGUCUGGACAGAGCCUCUUCACCAGUACUGCUUUCUCCAAAUGCUCAGAAAUCCUGAU